This is a messenger RNA of Acanthochromis polyacanthus (spiny chromis), 3292 nucleotides long. It is a transcript of the gene cdc50c, whose product is annotated as transmembrane protein 30C. Gene Ontology annotation, biological process: phospholipid translocation. Lineage: Eukaryota; Metazoa; Chordata; Actinopteri; Pomacentridae. Gene Ontology annotation, cellular component: plasma membrane; Golgi apparatus; endoplasmic reticulum. The transcript has 7 exons. The record is from RefSeq and is a predicted model, not a curated record. The coding region runs from base 392 to 1453 and encodes 353 amino acids.
CGUGCGUUAUUUAUGUUUUAUAUUAGAGUAAGAAGACAUGAAGACCUCCUCUGUGUCAUUUUGAUGUGGAUGAACAAAGAUCUGUGUGUUGUAGGAAGGAAAUGGAGAAGAACACACCGCAAUCGGCCAGAAAACUGGAAGUAUCAGAAAGCAGAAAGAGGUAGUUAGGUAAAGGAUUGUGGUUAAUAAGUAACAGGCCACAACGGUUCCCCCCACCCUGCAAAGCCUGCUGGGAAAAUCUCUUGGCAAGCAGAGCGGUGCGAGUGUGUGUGCGCAGGGUGAUAUCGCUGACAUUAAAAAAACAGGAAGAGAAGAUAGAGCAGCUCCUCCUCGUACGAAUUUCUUGAAUCUUCCACCGACUUCCUCUUUUCCCCAGCUGAAGGUCCGUGCCAUGGGCAAGGUGAAAGCUCAGUCUGGGCCCUUGGCUCGGAGGCCUGACAACUCAGCCUUCAAGCAGCAGCGGCUCCCUGCCUGGUCUCCAAUGCUAACAGCUAACACUGUGCUGCCUUUCUUUUACGUUUUGUCUUUGAUAACUUUGCUGCUGGGAGUGUGGCUGCUUCUCACUGUGCAAAGAACUCAGGAGUUUAAGAUGGACUACACAGAGGCCGGGAGUUGCGACAAGUGCUUUGAAAAGCGUAAAAAUGCGAGCAACGCAGUCCUUCCCUGCACCUGCAAAGUGGUGUUUGAACUUAAAAACAAAUUUAAGGGAGAUGUCUUCUUUUACUACGGCCUCCGAAACUUUCAUCAGAACCUCCGCAGAUACAUGGACUCCAGAGAUGAUGGGCAGUUGGUCGGCAGGAAGAACAGUUUAAAGACCCCCACUUCAUAUUGCAGUCCAUUCAUUAAAGGCCAGAAUGAACUCCCUAUUGCUCCCUGCGGCGCCGUGGCCAACAGUGUCUUCAACGAUUCCUUCAUUCUGUACUAUCAUGGCUCCAGUGCUUCUAUAUCUAAGGUUCCUCUGUUACGGCAAGGCCUCACGUGGUACACCGACAAGAACAUCAAGUUUCGUAACCCAAGCACGGACAACAUGACACUGGCUGAGGUGUUUGCAGGAACAACAAAACCUCCGUACUGGCAGAAGCCCGUUUAUGAACUGGAUCCCUCCGACCCGAACAACAACGGCUUCAUCAACGACGACCUGAUCGUGUGGAUGAGGGAGGCGGCCUUCCCCAACUUCAAGAAGCUCUACGGGGUUUUAAACCGAGCCAACACGCGCUUCGCUAAAGGGCUUCCAGCAGGGAACUACAGCAUCGACAUCUCCUACAACUUUCCUGUGCAGUACUUCCAAGGCAGAAAGGAAGUGGUGCUGACCACGCUGAGCUGGUUCGGAGGUCAGAACCACUUCCUGCCCGUCGCUUACCUCGUCACCAGCGGCCUGAUCCUGCUGCUCGCCAUCGUCCUCACUGUGAUCUGGUGGAAGUUUGGAAAGGACGGGAAGAACAUGGAGGAGUGAAGGGUAAGAGGUGCUCCAGGACGCCGAGCACUGACGUAAUGGGGGAAAAAAAAAACACCUCCAAAGCAGAUGAAAAACGCAAAUCGUCAUGCUGCUUAGGAGUCAUUUUAAAGAGACAACAAAUCUGAAAUGACAAGAACGCUGGGGAAUGGUAAAAGAAAGAAUGUUAAUUUGGUACAAUUUCACAACAGCAUGCGCAGGAAAACCGAUGCAGAACGGAGCCUGACAUCUGGAAAAUGACUUUCCCCAUCAGCUAAAUGAUCUACAUGUGUGACGGCUUUUUGUUGUGAUGAUGUUGCUCUGAACAAGCACUUGUGAAAGCUGGGUGUGUUAGCGCAGGGAUUUUACAUUUUUUUAAUGCACACCAUUUGGCUCAUGCACUGUUAAUAUUUAUUGAUAUGAUUUUAAUACUGUAUUUAUUGUAAUUAUUGACUAAAGUCCAGUCGUAGUGGUGUUGAGGCUGCAUUUGAUGUUUUAAACUGCACUUAGAUACGUGCUACAAUAGAUUCACAAAUCUCUCUGUUUUUACUUAGGUUUUUAAUUUCCCUCUGCACCAAGAAUGCCUCUUACGUUAGUGCUAUGUAUGCUUAAUAUUAUGAUCCUUUCACAAAACUGAACUACGAAUGUAUGUUUCUACAGCUGUGCAUUGAGCCUGUAACCCCAUCCUGCACUCAAUACUAACCUGCUGAUGUUCAACAUCUUAGAUUAGCAUGUUAGCAUGCUAACGUUUCCUGAUUUGCACUUAACCCUCGUGUCGUCCUGUGGGUCACACUUACCCGUUUUAAAGUUUGAAAAUGUGGGGAAAAUAUAUAUAUAUUUUCAUAGUGAAAACUUCCACAUUUUCAGUAUUUUUGGGUGGAAAAAUGUUUAAAAAAAUGUUUCUUUCAGAACAAUCAGAAGAAAAAAAAAUCAACCAAAAUCCAGCAAAAUUCGCUGGAUUUUGGGUGAUUUUUUUCUGAAUGUUUUUAAAGAAAAUAUUAGAAGUUUUACUGAUAUAUAUGGAAUUGCUUUAGAAAUUUUUAAGAUUUUUUUUGAAAAUUUCUAUUCAUUUUUUAAUUUUUAUUUCUUGCCAAAUUUGGGGAUUUCUUUAAGGAAAACUGAUGGAAUUUUUUUUGGAAUAUUCUUCCUGAAGAUUGGGGGGAUUUUUUUUACUGAAUUUUUUUGGGGGGGGGUUUCAGAUGAGGGAACAAUAUUUUUUGGUGCCUGUAAAUGAGGAUGACAGGAGGGUUAAACUACAGCAGAGGUUGAUGAAAAUAUCGUUAGUUUUGCAGGAAUUUUAGCCACAAACCAAAGUAAAGUGCAGUUUUCGUUCACUGGUGAGACGUUAAGAGAACACCAGUGUUAUUACAGUUCAUCCUGAUAGAUGCAUCAACAUAAAAUUUAAUGGUAAUCCACCUAUUAAUUGUUGCCCAUUAGGCGACUUGCAAACACCAGGUUUACAAUGGAAACAAUGAUGAAGCUAUUUAAAUCCUUUUAUGUAAGUAUCUCCACUGAUAGCCAAGUAAAAAAGCUUAACUUUCUAAUCAUAACCUACACAGUUUGUACAUGUCUGCUACAUGCACAGGUUGAAACUUGUAGGUAGACCUGCAACUACUGAUUGUUUUCAUGACAUCCUCACGUCUUGUUUUGCCCCCAAACCAAAGAUUCUCAGUUUACUGUCAAAGACAAUUAAAGAAGCCAGAAAAUAUUCAAAUUCAAGAAGCUGGAAUCAGGGAAUGACAGUUUUUUCUUUUAAAAAAAAAGUAAUCAAUCAAUGGUUGCAGCUCUACUUCUAGAAAUAAACCAUUUGUAAAUAUGUUUGUAUGACAGCUAAUGAUUGUAAUAAACCAUUUUUUUUUC